UCUAUGGUUUUGACAAUUGCCAAAUCAGCCAGCCUCUUCCGUCUGCUUGAAAUCACAAAAAAAUCCAUAUUUAUAAAAUUUUCUGAAUGAGUGCAUAGCCAGACAGUGUAAUAUUGUGUAUGUGAUUAGUCCCUAGUCGCCGCAUGCAUACGUGAUCAACGUUAUGGCGACGUACGAGGAGUUUAUUCAGCAGAAUGAGGAUAGAGAUGGCAUACGAUUCACAUGGAACGUUUGGCCGUCGAGUAGAAUCGAGGCGACGCGGCUGGUGGUUCCCCUGGCGUGUCUCUACCAGCCGCUGAAGGAGCGGCCUGAUUUGCCGCCGAUCCAGUACGAACCCGUGUUGUGCACGCGCAAUACUUGCCGGGCGAUCUUGAACCCGAUGUGCCAGGUCGACUACAGAGCUAAAUUAUGGGUCUGCAACUUCUGCUUCCAAAGGAAUCCUUUUCCACCCCAAUAUGCAGCCAUAUCGGAACAGCACCAACCUGCAGAACUGAUCCCUAACUUCUCAACAAUAGAAUACACAAUCACACGCGCCCAGACAAUGCCACCGAUCUACUUGCUUGUAGUGGACACUUGCAUGGAUGAAGAGGAAUUAGGAGCAUUGAAGGACUCAUUACAGACUUCCCUGAGUCUUAUGCCCCAAAAUGCUCUUGUUGGACUGAUUACCUUUGGCCGUAUGGUGCAAAUACAUGAAUUGGGUACAGAUGGAAUUUCAAAAUGUUACGUUUUCAAAGGCACCAAAGACUUGUCCGGCAAGCAGAUUUCAGAGCAGCUGGGGAUUGGUCGCGUCAACGCCACCAACCCCCAGCAGAGACCAGGCCAGCCCGCUCCCCUGCCACCCGCACACCGCUUCUUACAGCCGGUGAAACAAUGUGAUAUGGCUCUGACAGACCUUCUCGGUGAACUGGGACGGGACCCAUGGCCUCUAGGAGUUGGCAAAAGACCGUUACGCAGUAGUGGUGUGGCCCUAUCACUAGCCGUGGGCUUGUUAGAAGUAACCUAUCCGAGUACUGGUGCUAGAAUAAUGUUAUUCCUUGGUGGCCCAUCCUCCCAAGGGCCAGGUCAGGUUGUGAAUGAUGAGCUAAAGCAGCCUAUCAGGUCUCAUCAUGACAUACAUAAGGACAAUGCCAAGUAUAUGAAGAAGGCUAUCAAGCAUUACGAAGCUCUGUCUUUACGAGCUGCUAGCAAUGGACACUGUAUUGAUAUUUACUCUUGUGCUUUGGACCAGACAGGCUUAAUGGAAAUGAAGCAACUAUGUAAUUCAACAGGUGGUCACAUGGUAAUGGGAGACUCAUUCAACUCGUCGCUAUUCAAGCAAACAUUCCAGAGGGUAUUUGCCAAGGAUCAAAAGGGCGAUUAUAAAAUGGCAUUUAAUGGCACAUUAGAGGUUAAGUGCUCUCGAGAAUUGAAAA
Molecule: messenger RNA, 1412 nt
Organism: Ostrinia furnacalis (Asian corn borer)
Lineage: Eukaryota; Metazoa; Arthropoda; Insecta; Lepidoptera; Crambidae
Gene: Sec23
Product: transport protein Sec23
Exons: 5
Biological process (GO): endoplasmic reticulum to Golgi vesicle-mediated transport; intracellular protein transport; COPII-coated vesicle cargo loading
Cellular component (GO): endoplasmic reticulum exit site; COPII vesicle coat
Molecular function (GO): zinc ion binding; GTPase activator activity
Source: RefSeq, a predicted model, not a curated record